Molecule: messenger RNA, 1062 nt
Organism: Thyridium curvatum
Lineage: Eukaryota; Fungi; Ascomycota; Sordariomycetes; Thyridiales; Thyridiaceae
Exons: 3
Coding region: 1-1062 (353 amino acids)
Source: RefSeq, a predicted model, not a curated record
AUGCGCGUACUCAACGGUAACACUCCCCGAAAAUGGCGAAUGCAGAUGACAACCAGACUGACUGUCGGUGAAAGACCGGGUCUUCCAGUUGCCAUGGAAAAGCCGAUUUUGCUUCGAAGCAUCCUGGUCGUGAGCAUUGUGCACCUGAGAAGGAGUGACGGCCCAUCUCGGGAAAUAGAACAGACCGACCUCAUCCACAAGUUGACGGUCUUGGAAGACAUCAAACAGCAACUUGCCAGCUCCUCUGCCCAUGGAAACGAGUUCUUGACGCUCGUAAUUGCAAGGCUUUCCAUUGCCGAGCUCGCCGCCGGGGACGCUGAUGCAGCUGAGGCGCACAUGCGCUUUGCCUUCUCCUCUCGCGAGACGAACCCAUUUGAUCAAGUCAAACAACUUCGUGAGAGAACCACUUUGAUCACGUUUUGCAUCUUGCGCAAAGCUUGGGUCUAUUUCGUAACUCAUGGCUCAGAGCCUGGCCCUCCGACACCACAGGGCACCAUGGCGUUCAUCCUCAUGCAUUUGCUUCAUGAAUUCCUCCUGGAUCCCGAGCUGUGCGUGCUGAAACGGGUCCCGGGCGUCGACGUGGGACUACUGCGCUGGUUGGUCAAGUCUCUCAGAGACUGCAGGGACACUGGCACGCCCGUUCCUCUCUACAGUGAUCUGUGGAUAUGGCAGACUGCAGUCAGUGCAUACGCACUUAUAGUAGGAAGUGUAUGGGAAGAGGGCGAGCUAGGGAGCGCAAAGACUGUUCAAGCGGGAACGGAAUUGCCAGACCCGCCGGCCGUGGAUCAGAGCACAGAAAUGGGAAUGGGAAGAACUUUGGUCCUUCCGGUAAGAAGCUUGAACGAGACCCCGAGCCCAAGUCCGCAUGAACUCGGACGUGCAGAACAUCUAAAGCUCAGCACACUGGUGGAAGAGUGGCUACAUGAGUGGACACAGAGUCCAAGGAUGGUGCAAUGGGCCAGAGAGGAUGCCAUAUUCGACAAGAUUGAGUGGUUCAAGACAGACGAGGGGUUGAACCUGCUCGAGUACAUUAUACAUCGCGACUCGGGGGUUGAAGACUAG